Molecule: messenger RNA, 2043 nt
Organism: Triplophysa dalaica
Lineage: Eukaryota; Metazoa; Chordata; Actinopteri; Cypriniformes; Nemacheilidae
Gene: rgs14a
Product: regulator of G protein signaling 14a
Exons: 14
Coding region: 72-1628 (518 amino acids)
Biological process (GO): signal transduction
Molecular function (GO): GTPase activator activity
Source: RefSeq, a predicted model, not a curated record
UUGCUGUAGAUAGAGAGAAGCAGUUUGAAGACACUCGAUGUGGGUACGGACGACCUGGUCCUGCUGUAGCCAUGUCCAAGAAAAUGAAAAGUCUGGUAGUGCCGCAGGGGCAUAUGACGCAGGCGGUGUCUGAUGGGGAACUGAAUGUCCACCAGCAGUCCAGCACCGGUGGAAGCAGCUCAAGUCUGUGUGAGAGCUCCAGCAGGUCAGGUGGCCCUCAUGGUCCUGAGGGACCGGCCAGCAGGGUGGUCAGCUGGGCAGUGUGUUUUGAACGGCUGCUUGAAGACCACGUUGGUGUGCGCUACUUUACCGAGUUUCUCAAAUCCGAGGUGAGCGCUGAGAAUAUUCUGUUCUAUCAAGCCUGCGAAAGAUUCAAGAACAUCCCACCCACCAAACUGAAUGAGCUGAAGAAAGAGGCGCGCUCCAUCUAUGACACUUUUCUGUCGGAAAGCUCUCUGCAUGCGGUGAACAUCGAUGAUACCGCCCAGACGGAGGAAAGCUCCCUGGAGACGCCAACACCUGACAUGUUCGAUAAAGCUCAGCAACAGAUCUUCAAGCUGAUGAAAAUGGACAGCUAUACUCGUUUCGUGCGCUCUCAACUCUAUCAAAACUGUAUGUUGUCCUGUGUUGAAGGUCGUCCUCUGCCCAACAUCGGAACUCCAGAACCCAAGAGUAAAGCGUCCAAAAGGAGCUCCACACCCCCCAGUAACAGAAAGAGCGUGGAGUUAAAAGCCCUGUCAUCAGACAGCAAAAGCAACAGGAAGAAGAGGUUAGAGAAGAGAGGAUCAUGGGGAGCAGACGGGUCAUACCAGCGAGUGACGGUGGCACGUAAUGAGUCUCAGAUCUCUGUGAAGUCCAACAGCAGUCUUGAGUUAGUCUCUGGAUUCGGCCGAACUGAGAAUGUCCGCUGCAGCGUGUCUAUCACUGAUCCAGAGACUUUGAGUUCUACUGCAGAUAAGUAUUGCUGCGUCUAUCUGCCGGACGGUACGGCCAGCCUCGCUCCGGCCAAACCUGGAGUGACUCUCCGAGACGUGCUGAGCAGUCUGUGUGAGAAGAGAGGAUUCCCUCUGACAGACGUCUUCAUCUACCUUAACGGCAAAGACAAGCCUCUUGCUCUAGAUCAAGACAGUUCUGUGUUUGGAGAUCAACAGCUUAAUUUGCAACUCAAAGUUACUUUUAUACUGGAGGUUUUGUUUUCUGGAAAGAAGUUAGGAAUCAUCACAAAGUCAAGUAAAAACUUGGUGGAUGUGAUUUCUGCCGUCCUGCAGAAGCAUCAGCUGCAGCCGCAGGAUGUACAGGUCACAAUGAGCGGCUCAGACGAACCAUUAAGCAUGAGCACCAAUGUGUACCAUCUGGCCGGCAAAACUGUGUGUUUGGACCGAGUGAAAGUUGGUUUGGAGACUCCAGAUGGUUCACCAACACCCAGAGUUAAUGCUAGAACCAGAAAACUCCAGGAGAUGGACGGUCUUGUCGAGAUGUUGUCUCGUGCCCAGUGCAGUCGGGUGGAGGACCAGCGAGGUUUACUCACGAAAGAACAGCUGGAGUUACCAAAGUUCCUGCAGCUGUCAGGAGGAAAUGGAACUCUGACUUCCUGUGACACAUCACAAGAUGAACUUUGUGUUCUUUGAGACCUGGAGAACUCUUUAAGCAUCCUAUAAACGGAGGAAAUCUAUGAAUACUGCACUGUGUGUGUGUGUGUGUGUGUGUGUGUGUAUGUGAGAGAGAGGGAGAGAGUGUGUUUGUGUGUGUAUUAACACGCAGACGUAAACGAUAGCGCUUGGAAAUUUCGCCCCUCCAGUGACGCAAGAUGAUGGUCACUUUGAGAAAUUCCCUUUAUGAUUCUUUUUUAAAUAGGUCAAACUACAUGUAGAGAUUUAUCUGCCAAAAUAUACUUGUAUUUAUUUUUUCUAUCAGAUCAUAUUGUGUGCCAUGUCAAGCGUGCUCUUUGUAUUUGAAUCCCGUUAGCAUGACUUUAUAUUGAAUGUUUUGUUCACUAUGAAUUUGGUGUGAUUAAAAAAGCGUGUGAGGUGGUGUGGGACAUGG